This is a messenger RNA of Oryza brachyantha (malo sina), 1356 nucleotides long. RefSeq names its product benzyl alcohol O-benzoyltransferase-like. NCBI's taxonomy places the organism in Eukaryota, Viridiplantae, Streptophyta, Magnoliopsida, Poales, Poaceae. The transcript is spliced from 2 exons. The record is from RefSeq and is a predicted model, not a curated record. Bases 13 to 1356 code for a protein of 447 amino acids.
AGCAACCCAUCCAUGGCGCUGUCGUUCCCCGUGAGGCGGCGCGCGCCGGAGCUCAUUGCCCCCGCCGCGCCGACGCCCCGCGAGACGAAGCGCCUCUCCGACUUGGACGAUCAGGAGACACUGCGGUGGCAGGUCCCCACCGUCUUCGUCUACCGUGCCGGGCGAGCUGACCCCGUGGACACCAUUCGCCGGGCGCUCGCCGCGGCGCUGGUGCCGUACUACCCGUUCGCUGGGCGGCUCAGGGAGGUUGAAGACCGUAAGCUCGUCGUCGACUGCACCGGCGAGGGCGUUCUGUUCAUCGAGGCCGAUGCUGACCUCCUCGUUGCCGACCUCGAGGCCGCCGGGCUAAGGGCGCCGUUCCCGUGCAUGGAUCAGCUUCUCUUCGACGUGGAGGGCUCUGCCGGCGUGCUCGGCACGCCAUUGCUGCUGAUCCAGGUGACCCGUCUCCUAUGCGGAGGAUUCGUCCUCGGGAUACGCCUCAACCACGUCAUGUGUGACGCGUCGGGUAUCGUGCAGUUCAUGGACGCCGUCGCCGACCUCGCACGCGGUGGCUGUGAACCGGCCGUCUCGUCGGUGUGGUGCCGUGAGCUCCUCGAUGCGCGCAAGCCUCCCAAGCCGGAGUUCCGGCUCCCCGAGUACGACGACGUCGCCGUGACCCCGGCGCCGGCAGUGGCCCUCGGAGACAUGCUCAUGCGCACCUUCUCUUUCAGCGCCGCCGAUGUCGCCGCGCUCAAGGGUGCUCUCCCGCCGCACCUCCGUGGCCGCGGCAACCGCGCGACGACCUUUGAGGUGCUUGCGGCGUUCAUCUGGCGCGCACGCUCCAAGGCGCUCGAGAUCCCCGCCGGCGAGGACGCCCGGUUGGCGAUCAUCGUCAGCAUCAAGAAGAACGGCGAGCUUCGCCUGCCCCGUGGCUACUACGGGAACGCAGGCGUGCCGUUGUCGGUGACGACGCCCGCCGAGGCCCUGCGCCGCAGCUCGCUCGGCGACGUCGUCGAGCUGUUGCGUGAGGCGAAGAAGACGAUGACCACCGAGUACGUCCGGUCAGUGGCAGACACGCUGGUGCUGCGUGGGCGGCCGCCUCUGGCCAUGGCGAACCUGUUGUUGCUCUCCGACGUCCGGCUCGUCGGCUUCCACCGUGUGGACUUUGGGUGGGGCGAGCCGGUGUAUGGCGGGCCGUCGCACGCGUGGUUCGGGGUGAGCUACAUGAUCGCCGUCAAGAACAGCACAGGGGAGCAUGCUGUGGCCGUGCCAGUCGUGCUGCCCAGGGCGGCCAUGGAGCGGUUCACGUCGGAGAUGGAAACGCUGCGAAAUUCUCAGCGUGCACACUUCCGGAGUUUACAAACUAGCCGUAUUUAG